AUGAAAUCGAUGAUGAUGAUGAUGAGGAUGAUGAUGAUGAUGAUGAUGAAGAAGGGAGAAGAUGUUGAUGAUGAUGAUGAUGAUGAUGAUGAUGAUGAUGAUGAUGAUGAUGAUGGAGAGGGGGAUGAUCUGGCAAGUGAAAUGCCACAAUCAUUAAAAGACUGGGAACAAAGUGAUGAUGAUGAUGAGGAUGAGGAUGAGGAUGAUAAUGAUGAUGUGAAGUUGAAUGUAAAAGUAAAACCAAAGGUGUCAAAAGUCAAACCUUCCAGAACAUUACAAGUUGACCUUCCAUACACAAUCGAAGCUCCAAAAACCAUGGAAGAAUUGUCAUCAUUGUUGGAUAAUCGAUCCGAUGAUGACAUCAUCGAAGCAAUUAGACGAAUUCGUGCAUUUAAUGCAAUCAAAGUGGCUGCAGAAAAUCGAAAAAAAAUCCAAGUAUUUUAUGGCCUCCUACUGCAGUAUUUUUCAGUUUCAGCAAAUAAAAAGCCAUUAAAUUUUAAAUUAUUAAAUUUACUUGUGAAGCCAUUAAUGGAAAUGAGCAUAGAAAUCCCAUACUUUGCUGCUAUAUGUGCUCGUCAAAGACUACUUAGAACUCGAUCACUUUUUGCAGAAGAUAUAAAAAAUUCAGAAAAAAGCAGUUGGCCUUCAAUAAAAACAUUAUUCCUCUUGAGGCUAUGGUCUAUGAUAUUUCCUUGCUCAGAUUUUCGGCAUGUUGUUAUGACUCCUGCAAUAUUGUUAAUGUGUGAAUAUUUGACACGUUGUCCUAUUCUUACUGGACGUGACGUGGCAAUUGGCUCCUUUUUGUGUUCUAUGCUUCUUUUUGUCUGUAAGCAGUCAAAAAAGUUGUGCCCUGAAGCUUUAGUGUUUCUUCGGACUUUAUUAAUGGCAGCUUUAGACAAAAAGCCUGAACAAUCUCAAGACUCUGAGUUUUAUCACUUAAUGGAAUUAAAAUCACCAAAGCCUCUGCUAUCCAUAAAUGGCACUGUAGAUGAAAUAAAACCUCUCGAUUUCAUUACUUUAAUCAACUCACCAGAUGACUCCCCUUAUUUCACCUCAAAUAAUUUCAGGGCGAGUAUGCUAGUGGCAGUAAUAGAUAACAUACAAGGAUACACAAACAUUUACCAAGAAUUCAAAUCAUUCCCGGAAAUAUUCCUACCAAUUUCCAAAUUACUAAAAGAAGUAUCAUCAUCCCAUGGUCAACAUGAGACGAAAGCAAACGAACAUUACGUGUCGCGUCGACCUUUACAAAUGCGGAAACAAAAACCGGUUCCUAUUAAAUUACUCAAUCCAAAGUUUGAAGAAAAUUUUGUGAGUAAUAGGGAUUAUGAUCCGGAUAGACAAAGGGCUGAAGAUAGGAAGCUGAAGAAGCUUGUGAAGAGGGAAGCAAAAGGGCUGCACGUGAGUUGAGAAAAGAUAAUUACUUUUUGGCUGAAGUGAAGGCAAGAGAUAUGGCACGUGUGGAGGAAGAAAGGGCUAAGGAGUAUGGAAGAACAAGAGCUUUUCUUCAAGAACAAGAACAUGCUUUUAAAUCGGGGCAACUUGGGAAGGGAAAGAAAAGAAGGAGGUGAAGUUUGGGUGUAUUUUGAGAAAUAUGAUGUGGCAAAUAUGUUACAUGUGAUGAAUUUUUUGGUAGUUUUGAUGUGGUAAAGAUGUAAUAUGUGUAUUCUUUUUGGGUAAUGUGAGUUGAGCGUAGUUUUUUGUAGGCAAAAAAGGAAAUGUUAUAUUGGCUACUCGUAAUUUUUAACAUGAUUUUAAGUUACAAAUUAAUUGAUUA
Messenger RNA from Lactuca saligna, 1774 nucleotides. Lineage: Eukaryota; Viridiplantae; Streptophyta; Magnoliopsida; Asterales; Asteraceae. The record is from the annotation of a GenBank genome assembly.